This is a messenger RNA of Bursaphelenchus xylophilus (pine wood nematode), 2311 nucleotides long. NCBI's taxonomy places the organism in Eukaryota, Metazoa, Nematoda, Chromadorea, Rhabditida, Aphelenchoididae. The record is from the annotation of a GenBank genome assembly.
AUGACGCUAAAGGAAAUCGUCGGAAGAAGUAAGUCUAAUUACUAAUUCAAUUACUUUUAAUUAUCAAAUUUCCGUGAAAUUUGGCGUAGCAGUGAGUUUUAAACGUGGUUCGAUGGGAAGGAACGUGGUUUAAAGAGAAUAGAGAAAGUUGGUAUGGAAAAGGGUUAAACAAUUCAUUUUCUUAAUGGAUUUUCUUUGAAAUUCUAAUAUUUUUGGUCCAAGUUCGGGUGAACUAAACAAAAAGCGGUAUUAUUUUAAAUGAAAACUAAUCACUUUUCUUUUCAGAACUUCUGGACGAUGUGAUAAAACCGCUACACAAGCCCGGAGGGGGCGCUUGGAAUGUGCUGAUCGUCGAUAAGCUGGGAAUGAGAAUGCUGAGUGCUUGUUGUAAGAUGCAUGAUGUCAUGGCAGAAGGCAUCACUAUCGUGGAAGAUCUGAACAAACGCCGGGAGCCUUUACCGGCCUUGGAUGCCAUAUAUCUGAUAUCCCCUACCAAGGAUUCUAUCGAGAAGUUCCUUCAGGAUUUUAGUGGCCGAGUCCAAUACAAACGGGCUCAUCUCUUCUUGACCGAAAGUUGUCCCGACAAUUUAUUUACCAUGGUGUCCAGAAGUCAAGCAGCAAAAUAUUUGCAGAACUUUAAGGAAAUUAAUGUCGCUUUCACUCCAUAUGAAAGCCAGGUCUUUGUUUUGGACUCUCCAGAUACAUUCCCAUUGUAUUAUAAUCCAGUUCGACAGCCAAAUGCAUUAACUCCGCAUUUGGAGAGGAUCGCCGCACAAAUUGCAACAGUAUGUGCGACUUUGGGAGAAUAUCCAGCGAUCAGGUAAUUGCUUUUAUAUCAUUUUUGGGUUUUUAGGUACCUAAAAGUAUUGUAAAUUCCGAAUUCAUUCAUAUCCAUUAUGAGUUUGAUGGAUAAGCUUCCAUUCUUACAGAUAUCGGUCCGACUUUGAACGAAAUGUGGAGCUGGGCCAUCUGGUCGAACAAAAACUGGCCGCUUAUAAAGCCGAAGAUCUGAGCAUGGGAGACGGCGCUGAUAAAGCCCGUUCUCAGUUGAUUAUCAUCGACAGAGGCUUCGACGGGAUCACUCCCGUCCUCCAUGAACUCACCCUCCAAGCGAUGUGUCACGAUCUUCUGGGAAUCGAAAACGACGUCUACAGGUAUGAAACUGGAGGUGGAGAAAGUGUAGAAAAGGAGGUCCUUCUCGAUGAAAAUGAUGAUUUGUGGGUGGAGAAUCGACACAAACAUAUUGCUGAUGUUUCCAAGGAUGUAAGUUACGGUGUUAAGCAUUCGUUUUCCGGAAUUUUUAAGUUUGUAUUAAGUUGUGGUGAUUGUUGUUUUAGGUGACAACGGGACUCAAAAAGUUCAGUGAGCACAAGAAGAUGCCUUCGGAUGCAAAGUCCUUGAAAGAUUUGUCUAUGAUGAUUAAGAAAAUGCCUCAAUAUCAGAAGGAACUCAACAAAUUCAGCACUCAUUUCCAUCUAGCUGAAGAAUGUAUGAAACGCUACAGUAAUGGAGUCGACAAAUUAUGCAAAGUAGAGCAAGAUCUGGCCAUGGGAAUGGAUGCAGAAGGAGAGAGAAUAAAAGAUCCCACCAAGAUCAUGGUCCCCUUGUUGAUUGAUCCAGCUGUCAAAGAGGAAGAUCGAAUUCGGUUGAUCUUGUUGUAUAUCAUCUCCAAGAACGGUGUAACCGACGAGAAUCUGAACAAACUUCUUCAACAUGCCAAUAUCCCUAUGAGUGAGAAGGAAACGAUCACCAAUGCGUCACUUUUGGGACUCAAUAUUACAAUUGAUGUAAGUAUAAUACAGAUUAGUGGAUAUUGUGAUUUUUAGCAAGGAAAACGUCGCGUAUGGACACCCACCAGACGAGAAAGGAUCAAUGAGAGGAUUUAUCAGUCAUCUAGAUGGGUUCCCAUCAUCAAAGACAUUAUGGAAGACGCAAUUGAUGAGAAGUUGGACACAAAACACUUCCCUUAUCUGGCUGGAAGACAAGUUCAGUCGUCUUACAGGUCAAAGUAAGGAUCAUAAGGCUGUUAGAAAUUGAUCUUUAUUAACUGUCGUACUGUAUACUUGCGUUUAGAGCCCCAACCUCGGCCCGUUAUGGUCAAUGGCACAAGGAUCAGAGGAAUUCGCAGAUGCGUUCAGGCCCCCGAUUGAUAAUUUAUAUCGUGGGUGGGCUCACGUACUCCGAGAUGAGAGCAGCAUACGAAGUAACUCGAGCCCAGAAGGCGUGGGAAGUUAUCAUUGGCUCCGAUCAGAUCGUUACCCCCACCAAAUUCCUGGCCAAUCUCCGUGAUCUCAGCAAACCCCAUGAGUAA